This is a messenger RNA of Aricia agestis (brown argus), 789 nucleotides long. Its product is annotated as protein lethal(2)essential for life-like. Gene Ontology annotation, molecular function: protein folding chaperone. The record is from RefSeq and is a predicted model, not a curated record. Gene Ontology annotation, biological process: protein refolding; response to heat. Bases 101 to 691 code for a protein of 196 amino acids. The transcript has a single exon. NCBI's taxonomy places the organism in Eukaryota, Metazoa, Arthropoda, Insecta, Lepidoptera, Lycaenidae.
ACUGCAGUUAUUUUGAACACUGCAAGUUGAAUAUUAUCCUGCGCUUCCACAAACGAAUUACCAAGUGAGUUUUCGUUAAUAUCACAAGUGAAUAUCCAACAUGUCGAAACUAUUGCAUCUGUUCUACAUUGCGCUCUUGUUGAGCUUUAUAAAUUGCGAGGAGGAAUGUCCAGAGAAGAAGAAAGAAAACCAAAAAAGACUUUUCGAUCAAGAUUUCGGGCUCGCUCUGACCCCGGACGAUCUAUUCCACACCAUGAUCAGCCCGUGGAUGGUCCGAGACUACUUCAGACCCUGGAGAUACUUGGAGUCCCUCACCCGAGACCUAGGAUCGUCCAUAAAGACUGAAAACAACAAGUUCACCAUCAACUUGGACGUCCAGCAUUUCGCGCCCGACGAAAUCACAGUCAAGACUGCUGAUGGCUACGUGACGGUUCAAGCUAAGCACGAGGAAAAGAAAGAUGAGCACGGCUACAUCUCCCGUCAGUUCAGUAGAAGGUAUGCUCUGCCAGAAGGAGUGGAAUCGGAGGAGGUGGUUUCUCAAUUAUCUAGUGACGGCAUACUGACCAUCAGCGCGCCGAGAAAGGUUGACGAAAAGGGAGAAAGAGUAGUUCCUAUCACCCAAACUGGCCCAGCGCGGACGGAGAAAACGGACAGUGAGUCCUGUCCAGCCAACGAAAAGUGUAGUGUUUAGUUUAUUCUUUGUUUCAUGGUAACCAUGGCUAAAGCCAAAGACUCAAAUUGCAUUUAAAGACUGAUUUAAGUUAUAAAUAAAUUGUGAUUUUUUUACUA